AUGGCAGAUUGUUCUGUGAAAGAGUCACUCCGACUUAUCGAAGAUCUUAAAUUCUUCCUUGCCACAGCUCCAGCGAAUUGGCAAGAAAAUCAGGUAAUUAGGAGGUAUUAUCUUAAUCAUGAUGAAGGAUUUGUUUCGUGUGUGUUUUGGAAUAAUCUUUACUUCGUGACGGGGACAGACAUAGUGAGGUGUAUCGUUUACAAAUUCGAACACUUCGGCAGAAAGAUAAUUGAUCGAAAAAAGUUCGAAGAAGGUAUAUUUUCUGAUUUAAGAAAUUUGAAGUGUGGGACGGAUGCUAUAUUGGAACCUCCAAGACUGGAUUUCUUGGAAUUCUUGUUUAAAAACCUGUGUCUUAGAACGCAGAAGAAGCAGAAGGUGUUUUUCUGGUUCAACGUACCUCAUGAUAAACUAAUGGCAGAUGCCUUGGAAAGAGAUUUGAAGAAGGAAGCGUUAGAUCAAAAGCCUACUACUAUUGCAUAUAGAGAACCUGCAGUUUCUUUUAAUUAUGACGAUAAGUCUCCCUUGUAUACACAAUUGAUAGAACAUAUGGACAAGCAGCAGAAAUUUAACAGGAUGGAUGGUGAUAAUAAUAUGGAGGAACACUCAAAUAUACAUGAACAACAAGAUCCAAUAAAUAAGAUUACUGAAGUGCCCGAAGAGGAAGAAGAUUCUGAAGAUAGAGUGGAUGAGCAACUAGAUAAAGCAAAUGCUACCAUUAAACAAAAAGGCUAUGAUUUCCUUACUCAACAAACACCUGUACAAUACAAAAAUACAGAAUACGAAGAUGAUUUUCCGUUGGACUAUUUUGAUACCCAAGCUCAGAAUGGCGGUGCUGAAUCUGAUGAAUAUUUUAAUGUCGAUGUUAGUGGUGUCGUGGGCGGUGGAAAUUCAACUGGAAAUUAUGAAGAGCACUACGAUACAUACAUAGAUCCUUCGAUAUUUGUAGCGCCUACGGCCAAUCCCUUAGUUUUCAACAAUGAGUAUCUUAUAGAACAAACACAACCAUUGAAGAGUGCUAAGUAUCCCCCAGCUAUAUCAUUCUCGCAGGCAAUCGCCGGUGGCAGGUUAGCAUCCUCGAAGGAAGAAUAUUUUCCAGGUUCUCAACCACAAUCAGCAAAAUACACUCAAUUUCAGAGAUCUCUUGUACCACAACAGCCACUACAACAAUUUGCAGGCUCUCAACAAAUGUCAAUUCCACAACCACCUCCUCAACAUCUACCACAACAGCAACUACAACAACAGCAGCAGCAACAGCAACAUUUCUGGAAUGAAUCAUCUAAUGUUUUUCCACAACAGCAAUAUUAUAAUGGGGAGGCAGGAUAUUUACCCUUCCAACAACAGCAGCAGCAAGUAGAAUCAGAAUACUGGACAUAUGCGGAUCAACAAGCUCAGCUUCUGCAACAACAACAAUUCGCUCAACAAUAUCAGCAACCGAUCAUGACCAAUGGUAAUUACUACGUACCAGGUGGUGAGAGUGAAUCCUACAAUCCAAUGUAUCAACCUGUGAAUUCUUCAAUGGUUGUACAUCAUCCAGUUUCUGCUGGUGGCAUGCAUACAGCCGGUGAAUUCCCAAUAAAUAGAGCGCCUUCGAGGCACCAUCCGAUAAAUAAUAAAUUAAUGAAUGCAAAGCGGCAAGGUCCACUUCCCCAGAGAAAUUUUAGUGGUGGAGGUGGUGUGUCGAAACCUGAGAGUACAAAGCGUCAUACUCAACCGUAUGCAAAUCUCCAAGAAGUUGUUGCAAAUAAGGCUACGAAGGUGACCAAAAAGGAAGAUGAUGAAGAACCGUUGCUUCACUCAGUCUCGAAGAAGACUUCAUUCAUUCCAACUCCGGAGUCUUCUGUCAGUCAGGUUGAAACUCAUACAGCAAAUCCAGCUCAAUCAGAGUAA
Dujonia railenensis is the source of this 1887-nucleotide messenger RNA. The record is from the annotation of a GenBank genome assembly. Lineage: Eukaryota; Fungi; Ascomycota; Pichiomycetes; Serinales; Debaryomycetaceae.